UCAUAUUGUGAAAUCUGCAUUACCGGUUGAACUAAGCACAGCCAAGCCAAAUAGUCGUUGUAGCUUGGACCAUUUUCACUAGUCGAUUCGAUUUAGGGCUUGCAGAGAGAAAGAGAAAGAUGGGAGGAGGAGACCAUGGCGAGAGCGUCACAUACAAGGGCGUGACCUUGCAUAAGCCUAAGCGAUGGCACACCCUUACCGGCAAGGGCUUGUGCGCCGUCAUGUGGUUUUGGGUUCUCUACAGGGCUAAGCAAGAUGGUCCUGUAGUUUUGGGUUGGCGACAUCCUUGGGAGGGCCAUGAUGACCAUGGUCAUGGACAUGAUCAUUAGGUUCUUUCUUCUUUUCUUUUCUUUUAGGAAAAAGAGAAGUUUGGGAGGUGGGGGCUGUGAUGACCACCUCUGAGAGUUGGCUGGCAAUUGAAGUGUAUUAGUAGUCAUUUCAUAGUUUCAUGGUUCAGUAGUAUGGCCUUUUUGUUCUUCUCAACAAGUGGCAGUUGUUAUCAAGUCAUUUAUUUAUGUUAUCACAUCCUGCUGAAUUUUUUUGCUUGAUUAGAGAGUGAAGUUCCUGUCUGAAUUCUUUGUCAAUGUUUACCCAUCUCAUAUCACUGCCUUUGAUUUGAUGGCCAGCGAUUGUAUUGGAUGUUGAAUUGAAAGAAAAGUGCUUCAAUAUAAUCUUCUUUUAAAGUUUUUUUUUUUUUGGGUUUUUCCUUUUUAUAGCAUUUGUAUGUGGGAUGA
Pistacia vera is the source of this 734-nucleotide messenger RNA. RefSeq names its product NADH dehydrogenase [ubiquinone] 1 beta subcomplex subunit 2. The transcript is spliced from 4 exons. The record is from RefSeq and is a predicted model, not a curated record. Gene Ontology annotation, cellular component: mitochondrial inner membrane. Bases 120 to 329 code for a protein of 69 amino acids. NCBI's taxonomy places the organism in Eukaryota, Viridiplantae, Streptophyta, Magnoliopsida, Sapindales, Anacardiaceae.